GAGAGCGCAGAAGACACCCCUUUUAGCCAACAUCUCCCUCUUCGAGCAGCAGCGAGCAGAGGUUUGAUUGCUCGCUUUUUUCUUUCUGUUUUUUUUUUUUUUUUUUUUCGACCGAAGAUGCCGAGGCCGGGGCCGAGGCCGUACGAGUGCGUGAGGCGAGCGUGGCACAGCGACAGGCACCAGCCCAUGAGAGGCUCGCUUAUCCAACAGAUCUUCAAAGUCGUGAAUGAGAUUCAUAGCGCCGCUACGAAGAAAAACAAGGAAUGGCAGGAGAAGCUCCCCGUUGUAGUCUUUAAAGCGGAGGAGAUCAUGUAUUCCAAAGCCAAUUCUGAGGCAGAAUAUGCAGACCCUAAGACACUUUGGGAGCGAUUAAAUGAUGCCAUUAAUACAAUCAUUCGGAGGGAUGAGAGCACUGAAAGUGGAGAUUUUUUGCAGCCUUGUAUUGAAGCCGCUCUUAAUUUGGGUUGCACUCCUAGAAGAGCUUCGCGGAGCCAACGGCACAAUAAUCCAAGGUGUUAUCUAAGUCCUAACACGCAGGAAGCUACUGAAACCUCUCUUUCUCCUAAGAUUUCGAACCACAUGGCGUAUGAAGGGCCAUCGUGUUUACGACCUCCUCAAUCUGGGAAUCCAACUCAAUAUGCCAGUCAAUUUGCACCACAUUACUCGAACCUACCGGCAUCCUUAGCUGUAAAUUCAGCACGUCUGGGUUCUGACUCUGGUAGCACUAUUCUUCGGGACAAACCCAUUCAUCACGAACAGCUGAAUUCGCUACCCAUGUCUUGCUCUGAGCUUCCUCUGUCUGAUAAGUGCACUCUCCCUCCCCAAGGUAAACCAUCGUUUCCAGUGGAUACUCGUCCCUCACCAAGUUCAGGCCACAUGCAUCCUUUGUAUUACAUCAGCAACCAGCAGACUAUGGAACCUAUGUUCAUGUUUCAAUAUCCCCGAGAUUGGAACCGAGAUGCAUUUAUUGUUGGCACUCAGGCACAACCCAUUGUGGAGCCCAAAACGGGUUUAUUGCUGAAUCUCCUUGGCCACGACAAUGCUCGAGAUUCUCUGAACACGACCGCUCGGGCAUCUUCAGAUUUUGGGGUCACAUCUGAGAACCGACAUGAUAUGGGACAUGACCUAUCAUUGCGCCUGGCGCCAUCUCCAGCUCUGGAAAAUAGUAAGACUCUUGAAGACCUGGGAUCCAUUAGUCCCCAUGAUAGGAGCAGGUUCUGUGAUCCAUCUCUAAGUAAAAUGAGGACCAGCCACUUUGAUUGCCUGUCCUCAUCUCCUCAAAGAGAUAAAGAGUUGCGUUUCUUCCCUAUGGACACCACGAAUGAUCCUGCAGAGAGCUGUUCUACUAAAUGGAGCUCCGAGGGGGAAGGCCUGCAACUUGAGGCCGCCAUGAAGAAGCGCAAGGCACCCAUUGGUAAUUCUGUUGAAGAUGGGCAGUUUUGCUGGCAAUUGAAGCCUUCGGCAAACCCAUUUUUUAGUAGUACAAAGGGACCACGUUCUUAGAAAGCACCCACUAACAUGUUUUUUUUGAAUCUUCAUACGACUCUUUCAAAGAAAUUUUCAUCUUCAAAGCUUUGCAACCUUCGUUGUAUUAGUGUUUCACAUUUUCAAAGUGCGAGUAGCUGUUCAACCCCUGAGUUGAAAUGGAUCCAGUUUUCUUGCCACAAGUAGCUGUGGCUACCGUUUAUUGGUAGUUCUUUGUAACAUAUAUAGAGACAUCUGGACCUCUGAAUAGCUUAGGAUACAUUUGAUCCAUUGAUAUAAAUGGUAAAUACUGAUUGGUUAUUGAUUUA
Magnolia sinica is the source of this 1793-nucleotide messenger RNA. RefSeq lists its product as uncharacterized. The transcript has 4 exons. The record is from RefSeq and is a predicted model, not a curated record. Gene Ontology annotation, biological process: regulation of DNA-templated transcription. Lineage: Eukaryota; Viridiplantae; Streptophyta; Magnoliopsida; Magnoliales; Magnoliaceae. The coding region runs from base 118 to 1503 and encodes 461 amino acids. Gene Ontology annotation, molecular function: transcription coregulator activity.